Molecule: messenger RNA, 8435 nt
Organism: Crotalus tigris (Tiger rattlesnake)
Lineage: Eukaryota; Metazoa; Chordata; Lepidosauria; Squamata; Viperidae
Gene: PKN1
Product: protein kinase N1
Exons: 22
Coding region: 942-3773 (943 amino acids)
Biological process (GO): signal transduction; protein phosphorylation
Molecular function (GO): small GTPase binding; protein serine/threonine kinase activity; ATP binding
Source: RefSeq, a predicted model, not a curated record
GUUGAGAACCACUGCUCUAGACAUAUGUAUAUAGUUUUGCAAGCACAUGUAGAUUCACACAAGGAUAUGCCUAGUAUUGGGAGUUUCUGGUCACAGUGGCUACUGUCUAGAUUGGGUUUAUACAUGUUCAGCUUCCAGUAAUACAUCCCAGCCCAAACUGCGAGAUACCUCGCCACCCAACAAUUCUUGGAGGGCACUAUGUGUAUGAAUGUAUGUUUUAUAGGUAAUGCUCAACUUAUGACUGUAAUGGAGCCUGUCCAUCAUGGUUGUAAGUCGUGACGGUUGUAAGUUGGAUCACCCACGUGAUUCACCCUUUUCAUGACCUUUUUUGUGAUGAUCAUUAAGUGAACUCAGCCAACAUAAAGCAAACAACAUGGCUGCUAAGUGAACCAAUGGUUCCCUAUGGGCCGGUUUUGCCAAAAACCAGAAGUAAAUGCUGAUUUUUCAGCAAAACCAUUAUAAAAUGUGGUCACAUGUUUGUGGGACGCGGCAAACAAUUGUAAAUGUGGGCUGUAGAAUAGAGAAAGGUGACCUGUAGUAUUCCAUAUGUUUUUGAACUAGAAUUCAAGGCAUCCUUCAUGAUUUGUGCAGCUAUUGAGAGUUGCAAUUCAGAAAUGCAUGGAGUGCUUUAUGCUGUUCUACCCUGCAGUAUAAACUUUUUCAGCCUCUUGCCUGGAGACUGAUUUGCUUUUCACAAAACGGAACUGAAACCAGAAACUGAUGCCCUGUAAUGCUAUAUUGCAUGGGGUGUGUGUGUGUGUGUGUAAAAGGGCUUCAUGUUGGACGCUUGAGAAGUGAGAAUGAGAGCUCAUGUGUCUGCCAAGGCUCUUGUGUGCCUGUUUAGUAUUUCCACAUUCAUCUUGGGUACAGAAUAUUGUCUGGAAAAACAGAGAAGAACUGCUUGUACUUCUCAAUGCUCAAAGCUUUGAAUCCUUUCUGCGAUGGAGAGUGACCCAGGCAACUGGUCAGUCCUGGAGCAUCUGGGUCUGGACCAGAGCUCAGAUUUUUCAGACACCAGCGUGCAGCAGAAAUUGGAUGAGGAGAAAGAGAAAAUUAAACGUGAGAUCCGCAAAGAACUGAAAAUAAAGGAGGGAGCAGAAAAUUUGCGCAAGGCUACAACAGACCGUAAGAAUCUCUCCAAUGUGGAAAACUUGCUCAAGAACUCCAACCGCAAACUGGAGACGUUGCAUCACCAUCUUCAGGAUCUCAAUGCACACAUUGUGGUCAAGGACCCCGAAGAGCUGGGGGAUGCCCCACAGUCACCAGGCAGCCUGAGCCGAUCAACAGCUACUAAAAGUCGUAUUGCUGGUCUGGAAAAGCAGCUCAACAUUGAGUUGAAAGUGAAGCAGGGAGCAGAGAACAUGAUCCAGAUGUAUGCCAACGGUGCUGCCAAAGAUCGGAAGUUGCUGCAGACAGCCCAGCAAAUGCUACAAGAUAGCAAAACCAAGAUAAACAUUAUCCGCAUGCAGAUUCGCAAGGCUGUGCAAGCUGACGAGGUGCAGCUGACUAUGGAAGAUGGGCAAGGGAACACAGAUCUAAGCGCCAUAGAAUUGAGAAUUGAGGAGCUUCGCCAUCACUUCCAAGUAGAAUAUGCUAUAUCUGAAGGUGCCAAAAAUGUACUGCGCCUUCUGAGCUCCAGCAAAGUUCAGGAUCGUCAUGCUAUUUCUGAGGCACAGACCAGGCUGAACGAAUCAAGCCAGAAGUUGGAUCUUUUGCGAUAUUCUCUGGAGCAACGUCUGGCUGAACUGCCUGAAGAUCAUCCAAAGGCCUGCAUCAUCAAGGAGGAACUCAUCUUGGCCUCCUCUCCUGCCUUCAGUGCCCGCAAUACCAGUUCCUACCAGCAUAUCCAGUAUAAUACCCUAUCAAAGCCAUCUCCACUCACAGGGACCCUGGAAGUGCAGUUGUUAGGCUGCAGUGGGUUGCUGGAGGUUGUCCCAGGACGUACCCGUGGCUCCACUGUAUGCCUGCCUUGCAACAGUCCUGGUGAAGCACGGCCUUCAUUCAUGAGCCGCGGGCGAGGGCUAUAUAAUCGCAGUGGUAGUGUAAGUGGCAGGACCACCAUCAAAUCAGAAGAUAACAGCAAUGAAAUAAGUGCUGUAUUGAAGCUGGACAAUGGAGUUGUAGGCCAGACCGCUUGGAAAUCCAUUGGCCUACAAGCUUGGAACCAGGUUUUCACAGUGGAAUUAGAAAGGUCAAGAGAGCUGGAGAUUGGUGUCUAUUGGCGUGACUACCGCAGUCUCUGUGCCCUGAAAUACCUCAAGCUGGAAGAUUUCCUUGACAAUGAACGCCAUGAAAUUCACCUGGAAUUGGAGCCACAGGGCACUCUGUUAGCAGAGGUUAUCUUUUUUAACCCUGUCAUUGAGCGCAUACCCAAGCUCCAGCGACAGAAGAAGAUCUUUUCCAAGCAGCAAGGGAAAGCUUUCUUGCGUGCUCGUCAAAUGAACAUUGAUAUUGCCACAUGGGUACGUCUCCUGCGACGCCUCAUUCCCACUGCCAGUAGUACAGGGACUUAUAGCCCCUCAACGCAGAUGACUCCAACAUCUGGCUCAGAAAGUAGGCAGAGCUCUGGGGACAUUGCCAUUGAGAAGCUGAACUUGGAAGGGGAUAGAGUUCAAAUUGGGCAUUUGGGCCAGGAUGAUCCUGAGCUUCCUGAGAAGGUCUUACUGACUUCACAAGCUGAGGAGGAGGUCUUUCAAAUGGAGUUAGGUUCAGGAGGUGAGACUAGAGGAUCUGAAAAUAUUUUUCACAGCAGCCAUAUGAGAAAAACACCUCUCACUAUGGAUGAUUUCCAUUUUGUAGCUGUGCUAGGUCGCGGGCACUUUGGCAAAGUGUUGUUAUCUGAGUUACACCGAACAAAAGAACUGUUUGCUAUUAAGGCCUUAAAGAAAGGGGAUAUUGUUGCAAGAGAUGAAGUAGAGAGCCUGAUGUGCGAGAAGCGGAUUUUUGAGAUUGUGACCCAAGCACGGCAUCCUUUCCUAGUGAACCUUUUCGCCUGUUUCCAGACACCCCAGCAUGUCUGUUUUGUCAUGGAGUACACAGCAGGUGGAGACCUCAUGAUGCACAUACACACUGAUGUUUUUUCAGAGCCACGUGCAACGUUUUAUGCUGCUUGUGUCGUCCUGGGCCUGCAGUUUCUUCAUGACCACAAGAUAGUAUAUAGGGAUCUGAAGCUGGAUAACCUACUAUUGGACACAGAAGGCUUUGUGAAAAUUGCAGAUUUUGGCCUCUGCAAAGAAGGAAUGGGCUAUGCUGACCGUACCAGCACAUUCUGUGGGACACCAGAGUUUCUGGCUCCUGAGGUGCUUACAGACACCUCCUAUACAAGAGCAGUCGAUUGGUGGGGCUUGGGGGUCCUUACCUAUGAGAUGCUUGUAGGUGAGUCCCCAUUCCCAGGAGACGACGAAGAAGAAGUAUUUGACAGCAUUGUCAACGAUGAGGUGCGCUACCCCCGUUUUCUUUCCACAGAGGCAAUUGGAAUCAUGCGCCGGCUGCUGCGUCGGAAUCCAGAAAGACGCCUGGGUUCUAGUGAGCGUGAUGCGGAGGAUGUGAAGAAGCACCCAUUUUUCAGAAGCAUUGAAUGGGAAGCUUUGCUGGCUCGUAAGGUCAAACCACCCUUUGUGCCAGUAAUUAAGGGCCGUGAAGACAUCAGCAACUUCGAUGAGGAGUUUACAGCUGAAGCAGCUGUGCUGACACCACCCCGUGAAUCACGGCCCCUCACUCAAAAGGAACAGGAUGCCUUCAAAGAUUUUGAUUAUGUCUCCAGCGUCUGCUAGCUCUGGAAGUGACGGCAAGGAGACCUCCUCAACACUGCCAGCUCUGUGAGGCAGAAUUCUGUUCCUCCAUUGACUCAAGACACUUCCUAGUACUGCCUGCUAGCCCCAGAAGCAAAAUCCAGAAAACCCCAAUCACAUUGCUAGCAAAAUGUGGAAUGAGUAGUGUUUCACCAAUGUAUGCCUGCUCUGGGAUUAGAAGGGCAAAUUCCAGUAAUGUUUUUGCAUUGUCCAGACAACAGCAUAAUUCAUGCAGAAAGGUGGGCACCUGCUGGCUCAAAGGGAGGGGAGGAAAGAGAAAGAACGGGAGAAAGAAAGAAGGAAAGCCAAACAUAACUUGGUCAACCUGCAUCUUCAUGAAACUGUUGCAUACGAUGAUUUCCAAACUUUCUGCUGGAACAAGCAAAACUAUUAUUAGGAAUCCACCAGUACUGGAGAUUCUGAAGUCAAAGGGCCAUUCUUUGCCCUAACAUACUGAAGGAUUUUUUAAAAGCAUAUUGUGAAAAAAAGGGGUUGCCUUUCUGAUAACAGUUGCUGAAAUUCACUGCUUGAAAUUCUAACCCAGAAGGGAAAACUGAAUCUCAUUCUGCAUCACAGCUUUCUAUCAGUGCACAAACUCUCUUGGGUCGAUUUUGAACCAACUCUGUAAUUCUGGGCUUUCUUUACAACCAUUUGCAAAAAGCUCAUGGUUUUUUUCCCCUCAAGAAGUAUCUCCAUGUUCAUAAGAUAGACAUAUGUACUGCUAGUGAAUGUGUGUAAAUUAUUAUCUUACUCUUCCUGGGAAUUCACAGGCUUUGUACCCAUCCCAUAGCAGUAGCUGGGGCAGAAAGCUUCUUAAGGUCCUAGGUCCCAUACUCUGAACAAAUUUGUUUGGGUAUUAGUGAACAUCUAGAUCUGGUUGGGAAAUAACGGCAUUAAAAUAAUUGCAAGAAACAAUCAAGAAAAUAGUGGCACCAAAUGAAAAAUUAUUGCUCGUGUGAUUCUGGUCACCAAAUUAUAGUAAUUUAAUGAAAGUUACAUCACACUUGAAUAGUGUAAGAACUAUAUACCUGCACCUUCACCACAGCUAGUUUUCAGUUAAAUGGCCAACAAACCAUACAUACAGAGGCUUAUUUAAUAAACUGGAGGAGAAUUUCUCAGGACAAAAUACUUGAUUCAGUGAGGGGAUAUACUUGAUUAUAGAGCAAAAUCAUUGUGGAUUUCAGAGCAACAUGAACUCAAAUCCAUCAUUUGGAAGUAAUGAUCAAAUUGUUUAAUUUCCAUUUUAUAUCCCAGUUCUCUUGGAGAUCUGCACACUAUUAUGCCAAGAGAGUAUAUCAGACCUCAGGAGAAAAAGUGGUUGAGACUCUGGAUGCUUUCAGACAGAUAAUGUAGACCUCUAUAAUAAUAAAAAAAGUCUUGCUAUUUUAGUUUAUUUUUCUGUAGUAGAUCUGUAGUUAAAGAGAAGAAAGGGAGAUGAAGAGAUAGAAAACAGAAAAGUUAUAAGUGAACAUCAAGGACAUCAGAAUAUGAAAUACACAAAUAAGACAGAAUGGGUUUGUAUAACUCUGUAGACUAAAAUGUAGCUGGCUAAUUUAUGGUUUAGUGUGUUGUGCAAAGUUGGUGGGAUUGGCUUAUGAUUUAAUAGAAGUCAGCCAUUGCCCAGACGCUUCUUGUUAAUUUGGUAGCUUUAUCAAGAAUUCUGCCUCUAUUCCUAACUUUCACUAGUGACAAUGUACUUGUGCUUGCCCUGCUCUGCCAACAAGAAGAUAAACUGUACAGGGCUGGAUAGAGUUUUGAAUUAUUGCUCUGGCAAAUAAAAUAUUCAUGAAGAAAGAGGCAAUGAGAAAGGAGAAGGUCUUUGCAGUGUAUCUAAUGAAAGCAAAAUUCUGUUCAGAAUGCAACAUCUACUAUUAUAAUUGUCCACAUUAAAAUAACUUCAUUAGGUUCCUUCUGUAUCAUAAGCACUUGUCCUACAGAAUGAUUGAUUGCCUUUCUUCAGCCCUCAUUAGGAGAUAUUCUGCUUUUUAUUAAUCUGACUUCCUUACAGAUAGUCUGAAAUUUUUGAAUGCAGAUACAUAAGGAGCAUAAACAAAAAUGGCAAUAUCUCAAGUGUAGUAUAUUAUCUUUUUUUUAAAAAAAAAUAGUAAGCUGUGCCUAGUACUAUAGUUAUGGCUGGGUAAGAAUAUUUUUAGAGGUCACUGCCAUCACUUUGUGCAAGAUUGCCAAAGUGCGUCCCUUUAAAAUACACUUGGUCAAAAGACUUGAAUAAACCUGCCAUUUUUAAGAAAUACAAGUUUAAUUUGUUAAAUAAAACAGGACAUAAUUUUUAUAUUUUUCUUUUUUCUCAAAGAAGACUUUUCAAAUCUCAUGUAGACCUGUAUGAGAAAAUUGAAGGAUUGGAACAGACAAUAAUUUUCAUUUAAAGAAAACAACAAAGGUUUCUUCUAGAUAUAAAUUGCUGUUUCAGAAGAGUAGGAGCAUGGAUUUAAUACUGUGUUUUGCAUGACAAGGAAAAGGCAGUCACUCUUUUGGGAAGGAUUAAGAAUGAGCCUUAGAAAGGAACUCAAGCACAUAUGUGAUUUAUUUAAGAGUUUGAGGUUUUAAUUUUUGUUUGCUCCUUCUGUACCUGGGCAUUACAUUACCAAUGCAGACAUCUGGACAACCAAAAAGAUGGAAAAAAAACUUGCAGUCAUCUGUGGGGUUUUUUUGAAGCUCGAAUAUGGCAGACCACUACUUGCUUUUUUCUUUAAUCACCAGAAAGAUGGAUACAUUAAUUAUUAUUAAUUGCAGCACAGCCUGCUUUAAAAUCAACUUCAAGUUUCAGUUCUCUAUUAUGGAGGCAGUCCUGGGGCAAUCCAGAUCACAAGAAACUUCAGCAUUGCAACAUGAGUUCUGAAGAAUAGCCUUUAUUAGCAGAAUGGGUUUUAACUACCUGCGUGCCUCUACUUCUGCCUUUUAGAUCUUUUCCAAAGCAUGUCUAAUCUUAGUAGCUAUGUGAAUUUGUGCUAAGAGACACCAUCAUGCUAAAACUGUCAUAUUUAUUAAGUUUCCUUUACUAAUGUUACUACCUCUGUUGCCUGACCAGAACCACACUGUGUUAUAAAGCCUGAGUUUUAAACUGUAUACAUUUCAAUACAGUUGUAUUGAGCUUAGCAAAAUAUUAGAAGAUAUUGGCAAAAAAAAAAAAAUCCUUUAGCUGAACAGUACAAUUCAUCAUUCAAGGGGGUAGGGCAUGUGAAAGGUAUUCUAGCUUUCCUUCAGAUUAGAUUCCUAGACCCAGCCUAGACCCACCGUCUUAGCUUUACAAUGAUAUUUUAAGUAAAGUUUGAUAGCAGAGGGGAAAUUAACAUAAGUUUCCAUAAGAAAGAAUGUAAUCUGUUGGAUGCAGAGUACUAAGACCAAAUUCCUAAGUCUUAAGACUAGAGAGUAAAUGUGUGCAUUACAAUAAAGUGCAAAUAGUUUUCCAGGAAAGUUGUUGAAUUAGGUGCUCAUUCUCCUUUAUUGCUUUGUUACAAAAUAAACCACCUUGUUUAUCAUGCAUAACCUCGUACUAGAUGAACAGUGACUACAAAAAGGUGACCGUAUGAUUCUAGACAGAGAUCUGAUUACUGUGAAAUUGCUCCAUAUUAGUCUGGAUUGUCUUUUAUAUAACAUUUGUUUUUGCAACAUUGAAGCCAGUGGAACUAAAUCAUAAAUUGUGGCAAGUUUGAUUUUGUAGCCUCAUUACUACACUGAUAAAGAUAAGUUUCCAUAAUGCCAUUAGAUUUAUGGGGAAUCUGCACAAAAAGCAUAAAUUCCCUAUCAGUGCUUGGUUGGAUUCACUUUGGCAGCACCAAUUAAUUUGUCUUUGGAAACUAGGGAAAUUUCUCUCUCAUACACACAGAGGGAGGAAAGAGGUGGUUCUGAACCAAAGAUAAGGUGACUGCUUCAACUAAACAGCUCAAUAAAGCAUAUCCCUGUAUUAGGAAACUAGUACAGAUCUUCAUCUGAAAUACUGCCUCUUACUAUUUUGGAGGGAUAACCAAAGUUGCUCUUGUAAAAGUUUUCAUAAUAGUUUCAUAUUCAUUUCUUCUUCCACUUAAUAUUCUGUAUUCUUUACAACUUAAGUACAAGUAGCCUUCGUUUAACUACCACAAUUGGGACUGGCAAUUUGAUUGUUAAACAAAGCUGUUGCUAAGUGAAACUGUACUUACAACCUUACUUCAUCUUUUUCUUUGCUUUAUAGACCCUGCAAGGAUUGUUAUUUUUUUUAUAACUGCAAACAGUCACUAAACAAGGCAGUCAUUAAAUUGAGGACUACCUAUAGAAGGUAAUUGAAAUAAAUGCUGAAUCAGUACACAGGUAACUCAAUUUACAACUGUUUGGUGAUCAAAGUUACAAUGGGACUGAAAGAAGUGACUUACAACCAGUUCUUGCAUUUAUGACUUUCACAGCAUGCCCAUGGUCACAUGAUCACAAUUCAGGCGCUGGGCAACUAGCAUGUGUUUGGAUGGUUGCAGUAUUCUGGGGUCAUGUGAUCCACAUUUGCAAUCUUCCCAGCUGGCUUCCAAUGAGCAAUGGGGGAAGCAGGUUCAUUAAACACCCAUCUUGCUUAGAAAUUAUGGUCUUGACUGUGGUUGUACAUUGAGGACUGCCUGUAGAGGUUGAUACCCAAGUUUGAAAUAAUAAAUUAGUAUUUCUGCA